Drosophila melanogaster (fruit fly) is the source of this 3407-nucleotide messenger RNA. RefSeq names its product flyers-cup (gene f-cup). The record is from RefSeq and is marked reviewed. The coding region runs from base 939 to 2507 and encodes 522 amino acids. Lineage: Eukaryota; Metazoa; Arthropoda; Insecta; Diptera; Drosophilidae. The transcript is spliced from 14 exons.
CUCAGUCAGCAAAUUUGGGCAAUUUUUGGAAGCCUUAGUAAAAAUUAAAAAAAAAAUUCUUUAGUUCUAAAAUUGAUUUCGCUAUCAACCGACCGCAAAGAAGUCGCGCAUAAAACUCUUGAAGACACCGGCUGCCAUUGCGUGGAUAAUCCAAGGAAGCCGAGGCAGAAGCCAAACGAUAGACAAAGGGAUCCCCAACGAGAUGAUGAACUUAAGCAACGUAGAACUUGGCUCAUUCCGCGGUGCCCAGGAAUGUGACCAGGCAUCCGCAUUUGGCGGCGACUUCGACUUUGGCCAUUCCUGCUUCACCCACUACGGCUGUCCAAGCGACAUGAGUGACAAAACCGGCCGAGGACGGAGUAACCCCUCCACCAGCCGGAUUCCUCGCAGCGCACAAAGUCCGCGCCAAGCCUCAGUGGUCCACUCGCCCAGGACAAACUGUGCCUUUCGCCCGAUUUUUCACGAGAGGAGCACUCACGAGGACGACCAGGUGCUCACCCAAGAACUAUGGAAGCUGGCGCGUAAAUCGGGCACCCUGAAUCUUUCCAACAAAGCAUUGGCCAGAGUGGUGACCCAGGAGCAGCUGCGUCGUUGGAAGUCCAUGGUCCCACCAAAAACAAGUCAGCCGGUCAGUGAUCAAUGGAGCCCCGGCCUCGUUGACAGCAGCGCCUUGUGGUUCCAGUUCAUGUGAGGCAAAAGCGAUUUCGAUCUCGAACUUGACCCUGGAGAAUCCCAAAAAUGGAGCGAAGCAUAUUUGCCGCUUCACUGACCAGUAUGCGGGGCUCGUAAUGAUCCAUAAAGGUGCUCCAGGGGUGCGUCCCCAGAUCAGUCAUCGCUUGAUUCAGUCUACCCACUGAGCUGAGCGCCAUCGGUUGUGUGACUCUACCGAAGCAUCUCCCAAGAUUGCGUCCUCCAGGAAACAGCUCACUUCGUUCUGCAUGUGCGGUCCUUAUCCGCGGAGGCGUCGCUACUACCAGAUUCGCGAAUUCCAGAUGGCCUCCUCGGCGGACGAGCUGGAAAGCGAGGAUCCGGACGAUGAGCUGGAACUGGACGAUUCCGAACCUCCAACCCGCGCUGAAGACUUGCCCAAGCGACUGUACGACAUUAACGAGGCGGAUGCGGACAGCAAGGCCGUAAAUCUAGAGCAGCUAACGAUUAAAGAGGAGGAUGCCUGGUGGAACCAAGUGCCAUUGAACAACCUGGACCUGAGCUCAAACACCUUAACGCACAUAUCGCCAAAGAUCGAGAAUCUGCAAUCACUUACCGUGCUUACGCUGCACGAUAAUGCUUUGGUGGAGUUACCACCGGAGAUCGGCAAGCUGGAAAAGCUAGUGCGCCUUAAUGUGAGCCACAACAAACUCAGCCAGCUGCCGCGUGCGAUGUACAGUCUACCGGAGCUGCGGCACCUCAACAUCUCGUACAACGAGUUCGUCGAACUUAAUCCGGACAUCAGUGACCUUCACAUGCUUGAGUUUUUGGACGGUGGGCAUAACAAUAUUCAAUCCCUGCCCGGUGGCAUUGGGUUCCUGGUGCGUCUAACUGCGCUCUUGUUGCCCUAUAAUCACAUCAAGGAACUGCCGCCCGAUCUUGUUAACAUGCGCUCUUUGCAAAAGAUUGAUCUGAUGCAUAAUGAUCUGACCAGCUUGCCGGAGGAUAUGGGCCUUUUGAGAAAGCUGGAUUGCCUUUAUCUGCAGCAUAACGACAUACUGGAACUGCCCGAGUUCGAGGGAAACGAGGCCUUGAACGAGCUACAUGCCAGCAAUAAUUUCAUCAAGAUCAUACCAAAAGCUAUGUGUAGUAACUUGCCACACCUGAAGAUACUGGAUUUGCGGGACAAUAAGAUCACGGAGCUGCCCGACGAGCUGUGCCUGCUGCGCAAUCUAAACCGUCUCGAUGUGUCCAAUAAUACGAUCAGCGUGCUGCCAGUCACAUUGUCCUCCUUGGCUCAUCUGAUUAGCCUGCAGGUGGAGGGAAAUCCCAUAAAGACAAUCAGACGCGACAUCCUACAGUGUGGAACAACGAGGAUCUUAAAGACUCUGCACGAUAGAGCUGUGGCGAAGGCCAAGGAGGAGGGAGGUGGCGUCGACGACGCUUCCACGUCAGCGGGCAUCAGUGUUACCCGUUUGCGUGGUGGCCAAAUGGACGAUGGUGAUAUACCCGGAAACUUUCCGGAUAGCUUUCACCACCAGCAACAGCAGAACGGAUUCCAAUGUCCUUGUUCAUAUCCAUGUCAGCAGCAGCAAAUGCAGCAGCAGUUUUGUGUGUAUGAGCCGCUCAGAAACUGUCAGGAAUAUGAUCGCCAGACCCAAGGGCGCAUAUAUGAGCCCGAAAACUACCAACAGCAACAUCAGAAUGGCAGCUUGAGAUCACUUUUUGUGCAACAGCAGCAGCAGCGAAUGGAGUAUCCCUAUCCAGGAUACUUUAUGUACCAACAGCAGCAGCAACAGCAGUUCUCCUAUGAGCAAGAUCCAUCCUCUCGCUCAGCUGUCCAUCCACGUUGGGUGUAGUAUACAAACUACGACAUACACGUACAUUAGCUGUCAAUCUGGAGGAGCUCACGUCAGUGCCUGACCAGGUGUUCCAGAUCGCCAGGGAUGAGGGUGUGCAUGUGGUGGACUUUGCGCGCAACCAGCUGAGCACUUUGCCCAAUGGACUGCAGCACAUGAAAGAUUUAGUUACGGAACUAGUUUUAUCCAACAAUGUCAUCGGCUAUGUGCCACAGUUCAUCUCCCAGUUUACACGUAUAUCUUUCUUGAAUUUGUCCAACAAUCUGUUGAAUGACCUGCCCACGGAGUUUGGUGUCUUGAAUACACUGCGUGAACUAAACAUUGCAAACAAUCGCUUUCCGUGUAUUCCCAACUGUGUGUACGAGCUGCAAGGCCUGGAGAUCCUCAUUGCCAGUGAGAACCACAUAAAAAUGUUAAAUGUAUCGGGUCUGCAGAACAUGCGACGUUUGAGCACAUUGGAUUUGCGCAAUAACGACAUCGAGACAGUGCCACCAAUUUUGGGGAACCUGACAAACAUAACUCACUUGGAGCUGGUGGGCAAUCCAUUUCGACAGCCCCGCCACCAAAUCCUGAUGAAGGGCACUGACGCCAUCAUGUCGUAUUUGCGCGAUCGCAUACCCACAUAGAAGAGCAAUUCACACCGUUUUUUGAGAAACACUUCACUAGCAAUAUGUUUAUUUUGAGGAAUAGCGUAAUGGAAAUUGAUAGAUCCGCUCGACCAUGCCCACAAACAAUCAAUCUAUGGAUUGGCUGUUUGUGGACAUGGAUGAGGGGUGGCGUUACAAGUACAACAUACGACACACACCGUGCAUCAACCAACCAAACUAGUCUGCAUGCCACAAUACCUAAUGCACGUUGUUAAUCCUGGCUGAGUAUCUGCAAUAAAUGGGAAUAGUAGGG